AUGGUCACCAGCGACAUGAGCUUGUGGAACACCCGCAAGUCGCGGAUGCGCAUGAUCCACGAAGGUGAUCCUGAGCCCCGCUCGAUCAUCGACAUCAACAUGGGCUGCCCGGCCAAGAAGGUCUGCAACAAGGCCGCCGGUUCCGCGCUGUUGAAAGAUGAGCAGUUGGUUGCCGAGAUCCUGCGGGCCGUUGUCGCCGCAGUCGAUGUGCCGGUCACCCUGAAGAUCCGUACCGGCUGGGACCGGGACAACAAGAACGGCCUGACGGUGGCGAAGAUCGCCGAACAGGCAGGAAUUACAGCGCUGGCGGUAUGGCCGCACCCGCGCCGACCUUACACCGGUGAAGCCGAGUACGACACCAUCGCUGCGAUCAAGCAGGCGGUGUCGAUGGGUGUUUGCCAAUGGCGACAUCGAUUCAGCCGAGAAAGCCCGGCGCGUGCUGCACGCCACCGGCGCCGAUGGUUUGUUGAUUGGCCGGGCCGCCCAGGGCGGCCGUGGAUUUUCCGUGAGAUCGAGCAUUUUCUGCGUACCGGUGAAGUGCUGCCGGCACCGGAGUUGGUCGAGGUGGAACGUAUUCUGCUAGAGCAUCUGGCCGCCCUGCACGCCUUCUAUGGAGACGUGAUGGAGUACGCAUUGCUCGCAAGCAUGUCGGCUGGUAUCUCGCAACCUGCCGGGCGCCAGGGAGUUUCGCGCCCACUUCAAUCGUUUGGAUGA
This is a messenger RNA of Drosophila innubila, 714 nucleotides long. Its product is annotated as tRNA-dihydrouridine synthase B-like. Gene Ontology annotation, biological process: tRNA processing. NCBI's taxonomy places the organism in Eukaryota, Metazoa, Arthropoda, Insecta, Diptera, Drosophilidae. Bases 1 to 714 code for a protein of 237 amino acids. The transcript is spliced from 2 exons. Gene Ontology annotation, molecular function: RNA binding; flavin adenine dinucleotide binding; tRNA dihydrouridine synthase activity. The record is from RefSeq and is a predicted model, not a curated record.